This is a messenger RNA of Penaeus vannamei (Pacific white shrimp), 1618 nucleotides long. The record is from RefSeq and is a predicted model, not a curated record. Lineage: Eukaryota; Metazoa; Arthropoda; Malacostraca; Decapoda; Penaeidae.
UUGUGCUUUCAGGGACUUAGAAGGCAUCAUCUCUACAACAAGACUGCUUGUCAGCCGAAAGAUUCUAAACACAGCGGACAUGGGUGAGCACUUGCUAAAGGAAACCUCUUUUCUUAGUUUACCUCUAACAUCCCUUUGGCGGUUCAGCUCUACAGGAGUUGUGUCUCUUGAAGAAAUUGUAAAAAGCAUUCAUGAUAAAGGAAGUGGUGAAUCAUCUCUCUUGGAAGACCUGAUCCAUAUUGUGCUUCACGGCAAGAAUGAGGAGCCGGGCAUCUCUGUCGUUAGUGAUACAUUGGCUGUACUCAUUGGCAUAGCUUAAGAUCUGGACACCACACAGUAUGAUUCCCUGUGCAGGUAUGCCAGUGCCAUGCUUCACUCACUGACAGAGAAGAUGCUAGACCACAUUCUAGAAUGGGGGAAAAAUGAAGAAAAGACAGGACAACAGAGAGGGAACAGGAGUUUUGAUGACGUCCAAGAUGGCAAAGAAUCCAAUACUGAGGAUGAGGGCGACCAGAAGUCAGUAAUUAAUAUUUAUCAACUCAUGUGCGACAAUCUGAAGGUGACGCCAGAAGGCAUAGAGAGUUACUGCUCAGCCCAACUCCUUCAGGUGUUGACCCAUCGCCCCAACCUGCAGCUCGGCAGGAACACUGGAGAUCAACGCAGGCUAACAGUGUCCUUUCUUCUUUUUUACACAGUUUAAUAGUGGUGCUUGGUCACAGUGCAACAUUGGACACCCUUGAACUGGUUGUGAUGAAUGAAGAGGUCAAUUGGGGCUGCGUUUUGACCCUUGUGGCAACGGCCCUCAACUGCCAUCGUGACACAGUUGGAAUUCUGAAAGGUAUGAUCGAGAAAAACAUCAGGAAGGGAUGUGAAGAGCAAGAGAUGGAGUUGCUUGUCAUCGGCCUUUUGUUUGCGAGACACGCGAGUCAGGAGGGUCGUCACAUCUUCCCCUUAUAUUCUCAAUGGUUCAGCUCUCUCUUUGCGGCUGAGUCUACAAGCCCAGUCACUGAUAAACAGUCGUUUGUGUUCUUUAUACGUUUCCUGACAGACUUAGUACCUCAUGAGCCAGCAUACUGCCUGCGUGCUCACCUUACCAAUCAAAUGUACACACCAAGAGGCUGCCAAGAGAUUUUGCGAGAUUAUUGUCACUUGGCCAGAGCAAGACUUAAAGACCUGAAGGAAACAUUAGACCCAAACACUGCCAUUCAUCAGUCAGAGAAGGAAAAGAGUAAGGUAGCAGAUGAAGUAGAGACAGCAAUCACUCAGUAUGCACAGACUUCAAAAGUACCCAACUUUGUCCUAGAAGCUUCCAUUUUCCGAAAACCAUACUUCCGUUCAUCUUUCCUGCCGACCCUCCUAACCCCCAGGUGAGAGAUGCAGUGAUUCUUUGUUUUUCUCCAUUUCCAAUUAUUCUUCGUUUUCUUUUGUAAUUUUCUUGUAGUAGAUUUGCACAGUAUCUGUAUUUUUUUUCUUUUUAAUAAGAUAAAAUUCUAUAUAUUUUAAUCAUGGUAGGAUUAUAUAUUUGCAAGGCUAGCAGCCAAAAAUUAAUAUAGUUAUAGGGCUUACUGUUAUCAGCUAAGUAUUGAAGCACAUGAUAUACCAUCCUCAUGUGUAGCUC